Molecule: messenger RNA, 756 nt
Organism: Ambispora gerdemannii
Lineage: Eukaryota; Fungi; Glomeromycota; Glomeromycetes; Archaeosporales; Ambisporaceae
Source: the annotation of a GenBank genome assembly
AUGAGUAAAUUCAAGAACACCACCCCAACUAAACGUUCUAAGCAAACAAUUUCAGAAAGUACAAUGUCCAUUGACGAAGAGGCCACCACUACUAAUACUCCAAUAGUCUACGUGGAGGAGGACGUACAAAUGCUCGUUAACGAAGGAAAUACAUUAAAAAUGGAGAAACCAAAUUUUGCACCUCUAAGAGCUCGCGACUUGAAGGGCACCAAACGACAAAUGCAAAAAAUCUCAGUUCCACCCAACAGAUACACUCCAUUGAAAAAAUUAUGGUCAAAAGUUUACGAGCCAUUAGUGGAACACUUGAAUUUGCAAGUGCGAAUGAAUACAAAGAGUCAUUGCGUGGAGCUGAGGACAUCGCACCAUACCAAUGAAACAGGCGCCCUACAAAAAGGUGUCGAUUUUGUAAAAGCUUUUAUGCUUGGUUUUGAUAUAGAUGACGCUACAGCCAUUAUCCGUUUAGAUGACCUUUACAUCGAUUCUUUUGAAAUAAAAGAUGUCAAGAAUCUUCAAGGGGAUCAUUUAUCUCGUGCUAUUGGUCGUAUAGCAGGCAAAGAUGGAAAAGUUAAAUUCACAAUAGAGAACACAUCAAAGACGAGAAUAGUUUUAGCAGAUACAAAAAUUCACAUCCUAGGAACAUUCCAAAACAUAAAAAUUGCGCGUGACGCCAUAGUCUCCCUAAUACUGGGCAGUCCGCCUGGAAAAGUUUAUGCGAAUCUGAGAACUAUCAGUUCGCGCAUGAAAGAAAGAUUUUAG